Messenger RNA from Ananas comosus (pineapple), 1797 nucleotides. RefSeq lists its product as uncharacterized. The transcript has 2 exons. The record is from RefSeq and is a predicted model, not a curated record. The coding region runs from base 342 to 1499 and encodes 385 amino acids. Gene Ontology annotation, molecular function: glycosyltransferase activity. Gene Ontology annotation, cellular component: membrane. Lineage: Eukaryota; Viridiplantae; Streptophyta; Magnoliopsida; Poales; Bromeliaceae.
AGAGUAAUAAUCAUAGCAAAUUACUCUGCGGAUUUUUGUUCUCGUUGCGGUUGGUAUGCGAGGAGAGGGCGCGGGAAGUGACAAAGGGACGCCGACUUUUGAACACCGAGGUGAUAAUAAACCAACCCACGUCGCCGACUUCAGUUCAAAGGAGUAUUUUGGUCUCAAAUCUUAUAAGGAAACAAGGUUGUUAUCUUCGAUUUCAGCAUAAUCCUUCGAUUUUUCUAUCCAAAAUUGGUUUUUUUAUUGAUCAGAGCACGGAGAAUCGAAAUACCCAGAAGUUGGAUUCGUCAAAUUUGGAUUUUUUUUUUCUUUUUUUGGGUUAGUUUUGAGAAUUUAAGAUGCAAGGUAGGGUUUUGGCCAUGGAGAAUGGAACGGAACCGUCCCAAAGGACUCAAUCUCGAGCUUUUCCUCUCGGAACCCUAAAAAUUCUUAUAUCGCUCGUUGUUUUGAGCGUUGGGUUGCUAAUCCUCAGCUUCUACAUGACACGCUACUUCUAUCUCCAACCUAUCACGGUGUUGCGUAGUAGUUCCAGUUUCAAUCCCUGGUUCGGCGAACAGAGCGAUCUCAGCCGUUGGAUUACGCCUCCUUCUACUUUGAUGCAUAAUAUGAGCGACGAGGAGCUGUUUUGGCGUGCUUCGUUUGUUCCAGAGAUUAAGCAGUGUCCAUAUAAGAGGGUCCCAAAGGUUGCGUUUAUGUUCUUAACAAGGGGCCCAUUGCCACUUCAUCCUCUGUGGGAGAAGUUCUUCGAAGGCCACAAAGGACGAUACUCGAUUUAUGUUCAUUCGUUGCCGGAUUAUCAUCCCGAUUUUCCGCCGAACUCAGUGUUCUACCGGAGACAAAUCCCGAGUCAGGUCGUCAUGUGGGGGGAUAGAAGCAUCUGCGACGCAGAGAGGCGGCUUCUGGCCAAUGCCUUGCUCGACCUAUCAAAUGAACGGUUCGUCCUUCUCUCUGAAUCUUGCAUCCCAAUCUACGGCUUCAGCAUUAUUUAUCAAUACCUGGUGAAAUCAAGAUACAGCUUUGUCGGUUCUUUCGAUGAUCCUCGCCCUUUUGGAAGGGGAAGGUACAGACCCGACAUGGCCCCCGAGGUCAAUAUAACUCAAUGGCGAAAAGGGCCUCAGUGGUUCGAAGUGGACCGAAAGCUCGCGAUUGACAUUAUCAAGGACACCAAAUACUACGCAAAGUUCAAAGAAUUCUGCAAGCCACCUUGCUAUAUGGAUGAGCACUACAUUCCUACCAUGUUCACCGUUGAAUCUCCGGACCUUAUCGCGAAUAGAAGUGUCACAUGGGUAGAUUGGUCGAGAGGCGGCUCCCACCCUGCUACUUUUGGAAAGGGUGACAUCAAUGAAGCUUUUCUGAAACGGAUCACCGAAGAUCAGAAGUGCUUACACAACAACCAGCCGUCUUCCAUUUGUUUUCUCUUUGCGAGAAAGUUUUCUCCGAGCACGUUGGAGCCUUUGCUGCAAUUUGCACCCAGUUUAUUUGGGCUUGAUCAAUGAUAAUGACUUAGUGCCAAAAAGAGAGAGAGAGAAGAAUUAACAGUGCGUUGAGUGAUUGACUCAGCGAAUUUUGGAGAUCAGUAGAAUAUAAAGACAGCAAAGGGAUGAAGAGGGGUAGGAUUGAAUUCAGCUAACAAAAGGUUUUCUUGUAGACAUGGAUUAGUGAGCAUAUAUGUUGGAUCCUGAUACAUAAUUACUUGUCCAGAGAAAUUUCUUGUGUAUAGUUUUAGGAGUUUUUCUUAAUUAGAUCGAAAACUGCAAUAAAUGGAUCCGUAUAUCCUAUUUAAAGGCUUGGCAA